Drosophila mojavensis is the source of this 1085-nucleotide messenger RNA. RefSeq lists its product as uncharacterized. The record is from RefSeq and is a predicted model, not a curated record. Lineage: Eukaryota; Metazoa; Arthropoda; Insecta; Diptera; Drosophilidae. Gene Ontology annotation, cellular component: membrane. Bases 373 to 1038 code for a protein of 221 amino acids. The transcript is spliced from 5 exons.
GAAACUUGCGAACGUCUCGCUGCGGGACUUGGGCGGGACAGCUGCUGGGGAUGUGUCUCUUGAGUAACGACCAAAAAGAAUGAGAAAAAAAAAUUAUAGCAAAAAAGAAAAACCGACCGUGCGGCAACCACUCAACGCUUUUGUAAACAUUUCGCAUUUCUUCUUCAAACUGAACGAGUUGAGUUCUCGUGGCAACCGAAAAAGCCUUAACAGAAGCGCGCGCGUCUUCGUACGGAUUGGAGAUUCAACAUACAGCGCGACGACGGCCAUAAAACAAUUAUUUGAAAACAUAUAAAAAGUACAGAGAAAUAAAUAAAGAGCGAGCAUAUUUUAGCAUAUAUUUCAAAAGAAUUUUAGUUGCCGCUGCCAACAAUGCCCACAUUGCAGGUGUGUCUGCAAUGGACGGCCGUGGUGUUCAAUACAUUUACUUUGAUAAUUGGCAGCCUGGCUGCCUUAGCCGGCGUCUACGAGCUGAUCUACAAACUGGACGAGGGCUCUGCAACUCACAUUGACUUCGAGAAGAUCAGGCAGCUGACCAUGGCUGGAACCCUCAUCCUGGCUGCAGUGAUCGGCUGCUCGGGCGCUUUUCUCGGCUCCAUCAAGGUGCUGGUGGUGCACUUGGUCUUCUUGGUGUGCUUGAUAGGCGCGCACAUUUAUCGACUGAUGCAUUACAAUGAGGCCAGACACGUGAAUACCACAGAGGAGUUUGUCAUGGGCAUUUGGCUGAAGGAGCUGUCGCAUUCCGGUGCUAUGCAUCAACUGGAGCAGAGGUAUGAAUGCUGCGGCAACAAGGGCUUCUCCGAUUACACGAGCACCAUGCGUGCGCCUCAGAGCUGUUUCCAUACCGUCGACGGUGUGCAUGCGCUCUAUCCCUAUACAGAGGGUUGCAUGUCGGCCGUGAAGCGUGCUCAUCUCUCAAUCUAUCGCUUUGAGAAGUGGGUGCACUGUGGACUGAUUGGCUAUGAAAUUAUCGGCAUUAUUUUGGGCAUUACGCUGUGCUGUCAGCUGACCAACAAGCCGCGUCGCUACACCUACUAGAACUUACGAUUCUUUAUAUAAUACAAUAAACGACUUAUUUGAUAUGA